Molecule: messenger RNA, 723 nt
Organism: Debaryomyces hansenii CBS767
Lineage: Eukaryota; Fungi; Ascomycota; Pichiomycetes; Serinales; Debaryomycetaceae
Exons: 2
Coding region: 1-723 (240 amino acids)
Biological process (GO): inositol phosphoceramide metabolic process
Cellular component (GO): inositol phosphoceramide synthase complex; Golgi membrane
Molecular function (GO): inositol phosphoceramide synthase regulator activity
Source: RefSeq, a predicted model, not a curated record
AUGACACUUUCCUCACAACUCAAUCAAAUUUUACCGCAAAAAUUUUUUGGAUUUAUUCCUCUUUACAUCGGAGUUGAAUUGAUCUUAGCUGUUGCCAUAAUAAAUAAAGCAGGAGGCGUUUAUGGUAUCUUGUCAAUUAUCACCGGGCAUCCUUUGAAUUUCUGGCAAUGGCUCUAUAAUAUCCUAGCCAUAUUGGUUUUACCAUCCUACAUAUCCGGACUCAUACAUUUGAAAAAUAGAAAGAAUAGCUCGAGGAAAAUAUCAUUGGCAUGUUUAGUUUAUGUUGCAGAUUCUGUGCUUGGAUUAUUAUAUACCUUUUAUUUUUUGUAUUUCUGGUUUAGUAGAGAAGAUAAUAAUCCCACUGCUGAUCCACUUAGCCAGAGAGACAACAACAUUGCAGAUGCAGCUAUUCCACCUUCUUCGAGUCAAAAUUCUGCAAUACUUGCAUCGGAAUCUGCUUCUCCAGGAAGAGAAUUAUUCUUAACAUUAAGCGGCACUAUCAUCAUUACCGUCAUUAGAUUUUACUUCACUUUGGUAGUGGUUUCAUUUACCAAAGGAUUAUUAAAACAAGAUCUGCUUAACAUGAAGUAUGAUGAUGGAAACACCUACGAUGAUGAAGAACAGAUCUUAUCUGAUGGUGAAGGUAUUGCUUCCAAAUAUAAGAAAUACAUGUAUGAUGUAGAGAUGAAAUCAAAAGACGUGUUACGUAACUUCUUUAGCUAA